Molecule: messenger RNA, 2237 nt
Organism: Hordeum vulgare subsp. vulgare (domesticated barley)
Lineage: Eukaryota; Viridiplantae; Streptophyta; Magnoliopsida; Poales; Poaceae
Product: ABC transporter G family member 10
Exons: 1
Coding region: 106-1932 (608 amino acids)
Cellular component (GO): membrane
Molecular function (GO): ATP binding; ABC-type transporter activity; ATP hydrolysis activity
Source: RefSeq, a predicted model, not a curated record
GGUUAGCUCAACCCUUCUCACCACCCCUUGCUGCCUUUGUAACAAUCUCUUGCUCUUCUCUCCUACUUGCUCGGACGAUCUCCAUUGGAAGGUUUAUAGGGAUCCAUGGCGUCUCCGAGGGAGACGGUGGUGACGCCGGCGAUGUCGCUGAGCAAGACGGGGACUGGGCGCCGCAGGCCGAGGUACCGCCUCGAGACGAGGGCUCUGUCUUACGUUCUUCCGGCGCGCGGCGUCCGAGUGUCCUCCUUCUUGCCGGGCGGCAAGGGUGGUGGCGGCGAGCGGCUGCUGCUGCGGAGCGUCACGUGCGAGGCGGCGCCCGGGGAGGUGGUGGCGAUCGUGGGGCCGAGCGGGGCGGGCAAGACCACGCUGCUGUCGGUGCUGGCGGGGUCGGCGGACCCGGCCAGGGUGCUCACCGGGGCGGUGCUGGUGAACGGCUGCCCCAUGGACGCCGCACGCUUCCGCCGGGUGUCCGGCCACGUGCCGCAGGACGACGCGCUCUUCCCGAUGCUCACCGUCGAGGAGUCGCUGCUGUACAGCGCGCGCCUACGGCUGCGCGCCGCGCCGGGCGCCGCGGAGGCGCGAGCCAGAGAGCUCAUGGCCGAGCUCGGGCUGCGGCACGUCGCGAACUCGAGGGUCGCCAGCGUCUCUGGAGGCGAGCGGAGGAGGGUGUCUAUCGGCGUCGACCUCGUGCACGAUCCGGCCGUGCUGCUGCUGGAUGAGCCCACGUCCGGGCUCGACUCCGGCUCCGCGCUGCACAUUGUCAAGAUGCUCAGGGACAUGGCCACCGCGCACGGUAAGACCGUCGUGCUCACCAUUCACCAGCCCGGCUUCCGCAUCCUCGAGCUGCUCGACCGCGUCGUCCUCCUCGCCGACGGCGCCGUCCGCCACCACGGCUCCCUACCGUUCCUCGAGGCCCGCCUCGCCGCCUCCGGGCACUCCAUCCCCGCCCACGUCAACGUCCUCGAAUACGCCAUGGAAACCAUCGACACCCUCAAGCCGGACGUCGUCCUGGCCACCGCGCUCACGUACCAAGAUGUUGCCGGGCCGGUGCCCUCGCCAUCGUCCUCGUCCGCGCGCCGCGCCGCGUACGCCAACUCGGCGGCGGAGGAGGUAUGCAUCCUGUCGGGGCGCUUCGUGAAGACGGUGCUGCGGACGCCGCAGCUGUUCGCGGCGCGAAUGGUGCAGUCGGCGGUGGUCGGCGUGUUCCUCGGCACGAUCUUCCUGGGCACCACUGACCUGCAGUCCCGGCUGGGCUUCUUCGCCUUCAACCUCACCUUCGUGCUCUCGUCCACCACCGAGGGCCUCCCGGUGUUCCUCCAGGAGCGCCGCAUCCUGGAAAGGGAGACCACCCGGGGCGCGUACCGCGUGUCCUCCUACGUCGCCUCCAACGCCGCCGUGUUCCUCCCUUUCCUCCUCGCCGCGGCGCUCCUCUACGCGACGCCCGUGUACUGGCUCGUCGGCCUCGCGCGCGAGCCUGCCAGCUUCGCCUACUUUGCCCUCGUCAUCUGGCUCGUCAUGCUCACCGCCAACUCAUUCACCGCCUGCCUCAGCGCGCUGGCGCCCAACUACAUCGUCGGCAACUCCCUCAUCGCCGGCUUCAUCGGCUGCUUCUUCCUCUUCUCCGGCUACUUCGUGGCGAGCAAGGACAUCCCGCAGUACUGGGUGUUCAUGCACUACAUCAGCCUGUUCAAGUACCCCUUCGAGGCCCUCAUCGUGAACGAGUACGGCGGCGCGCGCGGCGGGCAGGAGUGCCUCGCCUCGGCCCCCGGCGGUGGCAUGUGCGUCCUCGACGGCACCAUGCUGCUGCGGCAGCAGGGGAUGCGGGAGAGCAUGAGGUGGAGCAACCUGGGAGUCAUGCUCGGGUUCGUGGUCGGGUACAGGGUGCUCUGCUUCGUGUUCCUGUGGUACAGGUGCCACCGCAUGAGGAGGUGAGGAGGCGCGUGCAGAGACGGCAGAGCAUGCCAUUACCAUUGCCAUUGGCUGGCAUGCAUGCAAAUUGUAAUAUGUCAUCUGAAUGUGAGCUCUUUCAUUUUUAUAUUUUUUUUGCUGUGAUUUUUCUAAAGAUAUUUUAAUCUUGGAUCCCAUUAGGUCGAUAAGAUUAUCUGUAUUUAUAUGUUGGGGAAGAGGUUUGAUCAAGUUCUACUGUUCCAGUGGAAUGGAUGUUGUUCUUCUGUAUCAACAUCAACAAUGCAAUUUAUGGAUGAUGCGAAUAGAUAAAUAAAUCUGAUUCAUAGAAA